This is a messenger RNA of Myotis davidii, 858 nucleotides long. RefSeq names its product ribonuclease 4. Gene Ontology annotation, molecular function: RNA nuclease activity; nucleic acid binding. The record is from RefSeq and is a predicted model, not a curated record. The transcript has a single exon. NCBI's taxonomy places the organism in Eukaryota, Metazoa, Chordata, Mammalia, Chiroptera, Vespertilionidae. Bases 13 to 453 code for a protein of 146 amino acids.
UCCAAGGUAGCGAUGGCUCUCCAGAAGACCCUUUCAUUGCUUCUGCUCUCUCUGAUGACCCUGCUGGGGCUGGGGCUGGUAGAGCCCUCCUAUGGCCAGCCCAUGUACCAACGAUUCCUGCGGCAACAUGUGGAGUCUAGAGGGCCAGGUGGCACCAAGUUGUACUGCAACACGAUGAUGCAAACACGGGGGAUGACCACGCCUACAUGCAAGCAAUUCAACACCUUCAUCCACGAAAACAUUGGGACCAUUAGUAACAUCUGCAACGCCACCAAUAUUCAGUGCAAGAAUGGCAUGAUGAACUGCCAUGCCGGUGUAGUGCGUGUCACAGACUGCAAAGAUACAGGGAGUUCCCCAUCCCCCAAGUGCUCAUAUCAGGCUACUGCCAGCACUAGGCGUAUUGUCAUCGCCUGUCAGGGUAACCCCCUGGUGCCUGUGCACCUUGACAGCUAGAUGCUACCCUGCAGGGGUUAUGGCCCCAUGGUUGACCUUUAACUUACUCCUUGAAUUGCAAUGAGUAAUGCAUUUGAGCUGUCUCAGGCUCUGCCUCCUCUGCUUACUCCCUUUUCUCUAUAUAAUCUAUUCUGUUAAAUUCAUCAAAGAGAAAUGGAGACAUAAACCUAUAAUGGGACUGGGCUUUUCUGUAAUAAAAAUUUCUACAAACUCUUCUGUUUCCUUUUAUAAUACUGGUCAGCUUAGCCCUCUCAGAUCCUGCCUUCUGGAAUUUGGUUAUUAUGUAUAUGAUAUAGCAUUUCCAGUAUUUUAAGGUGCUUCCAUCUCAGUUACCUCAUUUUAAUACCACCACACCCCUGCGAUGCUGAUGUUGCUACAUAUAGGAGCCCAAAGUUAAAAUAUUUG